UUCGCUUUCUGGGUUGUUUUUUUCUUUUAAUGUUUUUUCGGCCAUGGACGGUCAGACUAAAAGCGUAGCUUUUCCUACAUUACUAGGGUGCCAACGUGAAACUAUUACGAGCCCUAGCUUUACAUCUCAACUUUUCUGCUACUCUGCUGUUGCCGACGAAGAUCUUUUCUCGAUCUCUACGUUAUUGACUUCUGUUGACCACUGUAUUUUCGGUUUCCCUUCAUCUCUGUGGAGGAUAAAAGUUCCCGUCGAUGGAUUUUGCCCGUUCCCGGGCGUCUCUGCACGGUAGGUUCUGAUAAUUUGGUAAUGAUGGAUUUGGUUUCAUGGUGUUGAAUUACACGAGCUACUGUCUUGUUGAGUUGGAGAAUGGGAUCGUCUAUUCUGCGUUACAAAGACAAGAAGAACUGAAUAAUGAGAUUCAUAUUAAUUAUGGACGAAAGAAUUUGGCAAGAUAAAUGAGAUUGCAUACUUAUGUGUUACAGCCCCGGGUCAAGCUUCAGUUUCAGAGUGCUGCAAGAAUUCGAUACUUGUGCUCUUUCGGUCGAUGGGAAUUAUGUUAGUGAAUCAGGCCCUUAAAAUUUUACUUUUGUUUGCUUACUUCUGUUAAUCUAACUCUUGCAUUUUGCUCUUUCCUGGAUGAAGUGCGAGCAAUAGAAAAAAGUAAAAAGAACUUUGUCAUUUGAAUUGGGGCCACUGAUAUUUUGAAAAUUCACUCUUGAAGGCAUUAAUUCCAAGAUGCUUUCUUUACUAAAAAUCGUAUAUUCAUCGUCAUAUCAUCAUAAUACACCUCCCAAAGAGAUAAGUCAAGAUUCUGCAACUACAAUUUCUUCAUGUUUGGUUAUUAUGAGUUUGAUUGGUUCUGUUUAAUUGUAGAACUGUUUUAAUUUUGUCUAGACUGCACUGAUUUGUAAGUUAUGUUGAAUGUCCGUCUUAUAGAAUGCUGCAUGGCCUUGUCUGAGUUUUGUCUUGAUUCUAUAUUUGUAGUUUAACCAAAGUUUCUCGUGACUCCCCAUCUUUCAUCUUAAUGUUGCUAAGAAAUCCUUAUUUUACUUCCACCUCCAUAUCUGCACUUUGUUCAGUACUUUCUAUCAAAAAGACUUGAGGGCCACUAAAUUGAUUUUGACUUGAUGUGAUCUAGACAAAUAUAUGUUCUGUACAUUUUGUAGUUGAGGAAAUCUAAUUAUCCAUUGGUUAGAUCAUAAGAGGUCUCUCAGCAAUACAGGAUACAUGUGGCAGAAAUUUGGGAAUUUUCACUUGCUGCAGCAAAUUUAAUAGAGUCCACAAAUGUUUUGGUUAUAUAUCUCUCUCCCCAGGUGGGGAGGUCAGAAUGACGAAGUAGAGUAGGUAGGCUUAUUCGUGGAUGUAUUGGAGUCACUUUUCAUUUCAUUUCCUUCUCCCCCAUUUUUGCAGGAUUUCCACUUCUAGUCUUGUGGUCCAAACCUGAAAAGCAGCUCUGAUUAGACAGUAAAAGAAGGAAACUUUUCUUUGAAAGAGUAAAAGAAGGAAGCUAAAAAGCAAAAACCAGAACUGGGGUUAUAAUCAUAACCUUAUAUCAUAAGCAUAAAAAAUACAGUUGAUAGUUAAUAAUCAUCCAUUUGUUUUAGAAGAACUUAGUGGUUGGUCUGCUCCCCCGCUUGAAAGUUGAAACCAUGCGUAUGUGCAGGCCAUUUAUGCUACCUGGGUCUACUAGAUAGGUAACUAGAAUUUCAAGUGUAUAUAAUAUUGCUUCGUGUCUGUAAGAAAUUAUUCUUCUCCAAUAGGCAAUGGCCGAUUAUUUGAUAAUCUGAGCAGAAGUUAAUCCUUGAUAGAAUUGAUCUUUUGAUUUGGACCUUUACGAUUUUAUCUGAAGAUUUUUAUGCAUUGGAAGCUUGUUUGGACCAAGUGUAAUGAACUUUAGUUUACUGAUUAGAACCUUAUGGUGUUGCUUUCUAGAUUAUGAGGCAGGUGUUCUGCAACAUUUGUAUUGGAUAAAGGACAAUCCACUCAGGUUACCAUGGGAUAAAACAUAGAUGCACUGCUAGGUCUACUCAGGUUUUUAGGAAUCAGCAGGCUACAUGGGAGGCAUAUUGCAUCUCUUUGAGUUUAACCAAGCCAGCAUGUCCCGGAAGUCACUAGGGCACAGUAGACAUGUUGAUGGUCUUGAAGCCCCUCGGAACAGCUUGGAGCUGCCAAUAGAAACUUCACAGAACUUCUGUUCUACAUCCGGAAACAUUCCGUAUUCAUAUCAAGUGAAGCAUACCUCCUCCAGAAAGAAUUGUUAUCCAAGUGAGGCUUCUGUGAAGAAUUUGAUUGAUGAGGAGGUUUACAGGGGACCAGCCACUAGGCGGAAUGUGCCUAGUGUUGUGGCCCGUUUGAUGGGGAUGGAUAUGCUACCAUCAGAAACACAACCAGCAAUUCAUGCAAAGGAGAAAAAGAAUGAAUACAUGGGAAACAAUUUUAGAAAUGGUGAACAGUACGAAAAUGGCUCAGCUGGACGUAGUGCUUUUGGAUCAAAACCCUUGAGGAAAACAGAGAUGGAUUUUCUAACCUUUUCUAGACAAGAAGAUACUGACCUAUCCAGUAGUGACAUGAAAUAUGGAAAACGACGACCUCGAGAACAUCCUCAAGAGGAGGAAUUGCAGAAAUUCAAAAAAGAAUUUGAAGCAUGGCAAGCAGCGAGGAUUUGGGAACAUAGAAAAGUUGUUGAGCUUGGUAGAAUUCCUGGUCAAUGGCUUGCUCAAGAGAACUUCAACAAGGAAACAAUCGCACUCCAUGCAGAAUCUAGGAGUUUGAGAGAAAAGAAGAAUCCUAGAGAAUCAAACAGUCAUACUUCAGUGGCAACACUUAAGGGAAGAUCACAAGAAAGAGGUGCAUUACAGCAUCAAGGAUUUAAAAAGGAAUCUUCCUCAGCUAACCAAAUUGACUCUGUCGUCUUAAGAAACAGAACAAAUUCUAGUGAUGCUGAGCAGAUCUCCCUAACAAAUUGUAAUCAGAAACCAGGCAAGUCUUCUAUGCCCACAAGGAUAGUGAUCUUAAAGCCUGGCCCUGAUGGGAAUUGUGAUAGUGAAGAUUCUUGGGCUGGUUCGUCAGAGACUGCUGAAGAGGAAGGUGGUAUUGAAGCUUUGCUUGAGGAAGUAAAGGAAAGGCUGAGAUGUGAAAUUCAAGGCAAGAGUGCUAAAGGAGAUAUAUCAGUUAGAAGGGUUGGAAUUGGGGCCCCUUUCAGUGGAAAACAAUCAGAUCCAAAAGAAAUUGCUCAGAAUAUAGCAAAGCAGGUCAGGGAAAGUGUUACCAAGGACCUUGGAAUGAAUUUACUACGAUCAGAAUCAGCUAGAUCUUACAGAAGUGAAACUCAGAUAAAUGGACAAGGCCCUCUCGAGUUCAUUAACAGAGACAUGGGGAAAUGCUUCUCUGAGAGGCUGAGGAACGUUGUAAAAAGAGAAAAACGUGUUGAUGCCCCCACAAGUAUCAGUGGCAGCUCGAGAGCUUCUGCUUUAUGCAAUAAUGAGAGUAGAAUAAGGCCAAUUGAAGAUGCUUUGAUGACUAAGAACAUUGAGAAUCGCUGGGAAGAUUUGGCAGAUGAGCCAGAAAUUCAAACAAGAUCUUUCAGACAUGGGCAUAAAAGUGAUGAAAUGCUUUAUACAGGGGAGUUAUCUCCAAGAAACCUAAUCAGAUCAUUGUCAGCUCCGGUAUCAGGAAAUUCAUUUGGGAAACUUCUUUUAGAGGACCGACACAUUUUAACUGGAGCCCAGAUCAGGAGGAAGCAUGAAUCCACUGAAAAUGUUUCAGUGGAAUUGAGAAAAAAGAGGAAAGAGAGGUUCAGUUUUAGGGGGAAAGUCUCAAAUCUCCGAUACAGUUUUACUCUUAGAGGUAAAUUAUUCAGAAGGAAGAUUCAAGUAGUUAAGGAAUCAGGAAGCAAUGGAUCUGGUCCUGUGAAAGAUAUCAUGAGUGGACCUACAGUUGUGAUGAAUCCUGGCAAUGCACAUGACAACUCAACUGAGGUGCCACCUAGCCCUGCAUCAGUGUGCAGCAGUGGUCAUGAAGAGUUGUGUCAGCCAGUGGAUCAUCUCAGCCCAAUCUCCACUUUAGAUAUGCCUUUGCUAGAAGACUGUCCCAUGCCACGGGUUUUCAGAGAGAUCAGCUCUAAUCUUCAAGAGCUAAGGAGGCAGUUAAAUCAACUUGAUUCUGAUGGGCCUGACGACACGCUGACAAGAGAGGAGCCCCGAGAAGUUGAAACGCUUGAGAUACAAGAUGAGAAACAAGCAUACAUAAGAGAUCUUCUCAUUGCUUCUGGUUUAUAUGAUGGACCAUUUGAUUGCUCUUUUUCGAAGUGGGACUCUCUUGAAAAACCGAUUAGCUACUUGAUCUUUGAGGAAGUAGAAGAGUCUUACAAAAAAAGGGCCAAGGAGAAUGAAGAGGAAACUAGAGAUCAGAAGGAAAGCAAGGAAGCCCGCAAGCUGUUAUUUGACUUGUUAAAUGAAGCACUAGCAACAAUACUUGGAUCUCUUAUGACAACGUCCAGAUUUAAGAGAAGGGUUCUUGGUCCCUCUAUAAUACUGCCAUCUUGUGGAAAGAAAUUGCUGGGUGCUGCAUGGGAAAUGAUCCAUAAACAUGUAAAUCCUCCAAUGGAUGGAUCCCAUUAUUCACUUGAUGGCAUGGUGGCUUGUGAUCUAGGGAAAACCCCUUGGUCUGGUAUGAUGCUUGAUGAUGUUGAUGUAAUAGGAAGAGAGAUAGAAUGGAUGAUCCUAGGGGAAUUGAUGGAGGAAACUGUGAGGGAUAUGUGGUUAUAUUAAUGGUGUAACUGGUUUUCUGUGUAGAUAGGUAUUCCAACAUCGUAUCCAGAACCGGAAUACUAAUGAGUUUUUUUGUUUCAUUUUGGAAUUGUGUAUUAUAGUGAAUCCUGGUUGUAAAUUGAUGUUUGUGAUAUACGGCCCAAUAUUCCUUUUACAGAUUGGGGACUCCGGGCUCCAAAUUGCAGGAGCUCAUAAUACAUAACAUGUACAUGUAUUGUUUUUUUAAGCUUAUCUGUGACUGUGGCAAUGGAGUUGUAAGAUUUAGAUUAUUUUACAACUUUUUUCUUCUUAAUA
Nelumbo nucifera (sacred lotus) is the source of this 5063-nucleotide messenger RNA. RefSeq lists its product as uncharacterized. Lineage: Eukaryota; Viridiplantae; Streptophyta; Magnoliopsida; Proteales; Nelumbonaceae. The record is from RefSeq and is a predicted model, not a curated record.